Prorocentrum cordatum is the source of this 561-nucleotide messenger RNA. NCBI's taxonomy places the organism in Eukaryota, Dinophyceae, Prorocentrales, Prorocentraceae. The record is from the annotation of a GenBank genome assembly.
GCGGUGGCGAACAUGUUCGUGCUGGGGCUGAUGAUGACGAUAUGGAGCUCGACGAGCAAGCCGAGAUCAACCUUGCCACUGCAGGAGAGGCUCUCAUUGAAGCCAAGCGUGCAGCGGAAGGUGAUGCCAGCAAUGAGGAAGCUGCCCUUCAGAUUGCUGCGGCGAAGCGAGUCCUGCGAGAACAGCUUGCCUCAAUACGCAAGAAGCGAGCCCGUGUUUAAUAAUGUUGGAGCUGGUCCUGUCAGUGUGAUGAUUGACAGCAACUCUGAUUUCUGGCAGGACAAUGCGAUUGACGUCGACUGGCCUGAUCUGGGAUUUGCGGUGCCUACGAUUCAGCACCAUCGGGUUUUCCAGGACAUCAGGGAGGUGAUCGACUCAUUUGGCCUCAGGACGAGCGUGGUCAUGCUGACCGCGCACGCGCACUCGCUCUGGGAGAAGCUGUUCGUCUCCCAGGUAGUCAGGAGCUGGAUGCCCCUCAACGCGAUGUUGGAGUUCAACGUCUUGAGCGCCAGCCCCCUGAUGAAGUGUGCAGAGUUGAUGUGGUGGCACAGCAGCAGGAAG